This is a messenger RNA of Populus nigra (black poplar), 594 nucleotides long. Its product is annotated as lachrymatory-factor synthase. Lineage: Eukaryota; Viridiplantae; Streptophyta; Magnoliopsida; Malpighiales; Salicaceae. The record is from RefSeq and is a predicted model, not a curated record. Bases 9 to 509 code for a protein of 166 amino acids. The transcript has a single exon.
UCACUCUAAUGGAGCAAGAUCCACAGCCAAAAUGGGAAGGCAAGGUCUCAGAAAGGCUACCAAAAGCCACAGCAGAUCAAAUAUGGCCUCUCCUCAACGACUUCUUUAACCUCCACAAAUGGUUUCCUAGCCUUGCCACCUGCUAUGGCAUCCAUGGGACUAAUGGUGAGCCAGGUUGCAUAAGACACUGUGAGGGCUCCUCGAUUCCGUCCACUGACACCAAUACAGAUGGCCACAGUCAGCCUGUUAGCUGGUCCUCUGAGAGAUUAACAGUUGUUGAUCAUGUUGAACGUAGCUUGAGCUAUGAGAUAGUUGACAGCAAUAUUGGGUUCAAGUCAUAUGUUUCAACGGUCAAGGUUGUCCCACAAGGUGAUGAUGGUCAAGAUGGGUGUGUGAUCGAAUGGUCAUUCAAUGUUGAUCCAGUGGCAGGGUUGGUAUUGGAUGAGCUGGUGAGAAAGUAUAAAGUGGGACUGCAGCAAAUGGCCGAGAGACUGGAGGAUGCAGUUUGAGAAAAGUAGACUUCCUUUUCUUGUUUUAUAUGUUUGGUGCAGCUCUCGAUUAUUUUUACAGCUUAUAGACUGAGAUUUUUAUUAA